Entrophospora sp. SA101 is the source of this 333-nucleotide messenger RNA. Lineage: Eukaryota; Fungi; Glomeromycota; Glomeromycetes; Entrophosporales; Entrophosporaceae. The record is from the annotation of a GenBank genome assembly.
AUGGUAAAUCAGUGCCUACAAAUUCCAAUGGUGGCUAUUGGAAUGAAUGAAAAAUUGUAUCCAUAUAUUCAGCAAAUAGAAAAUGGUGAGGAUGAUGAAAAUGCAAGCCAGAAGCUAUUAGUACAUUUGCAAAAAUUGCUUGUUUCAUGGCCAGAUCCUGCUGAAUUGCAUGAAGUAGAAUUACUUUCACCUUCUUCAACAAAUGGUUUAUUAGAUAUCAUUAACAACAUUGAUAAAUUAUCUCCUGAACUUCCAGAAUACUUAAAGAAUGAAAAUAGAUUAGCAUUCUAUAAUAUAAUAUGCUUAUUUGACAAUACAUUCCCUUACAUGUAG